Molecule: messenger RNA, 1587 nt
Organism: Rotaria sp. Silwood1
Lineage: Eukaryota; Metazoa; Rotifera; Eurotatoria; Philodinida; Philodinidae
Source: the annotation of a GenBank genome assembly
AUGUCUAAUUUUAACCAUAAUGGUAACUUAAGUGAACAAAUUACAACAAUGAAUCUUAAUGAAAAAUCCUUAACUAAUGAUGAAAACCAAAAUAACAUAGAGAUUAGUAACACGAACUCUUUUUAUGAACCAGCCAAAUUUAUUGAUGAACAACGCUUAGAAAAAAUUAAAAAUGCAUUACCAACUAUCGAAAAACUUUUUGAAAAAGAAUUCCAAACAAAUCAUUUUCCUGGUCUUAUCUAUGGACUAAUAGUUGAUGGACAAUUGUUAAACUCUCAUAGUUUUGGUUAUAUAGAUCUUGAACGAAAAAUACCAAUUACUACAAAAUCAUUAUUUCGUAUUGCAUCGAUGACAAAAAGUUUUACUGCUAUGGCUAUUAUAAAACUUCGUGAUGAUGGUAAACUUCGUCUUGAUGAUUCUAUUUAUCAAUAUGUUCCUGAACUUAAAACAACUAAUUUAUUAACAACUGAUGCACCAAUAAUUACGAUUCAUCAUCUAUUAACUCAACAUGUUGGUAUGCCAGAAGAUGAUCCAUGGGCAGAUCGACUAUUAGCUUUACCUGAUAGCGAAUUCUUAGCAAUAUUAACAAAAGGCAUUAGUAUGUCAAAUCCACCUGGUACUAUAUGGGAAUAUACAAAUCUUUGUUUUACAAUAUUAGGUAGAAUUAUUACAGUUGUAUCACAAAUAUCUUAUCAAGAAUAUAUUAAACGAGAAAUUCUUGAUCCACUCGAUAUGAAAAAUACAUUCUGGGAAUAUAGUCAAAUUCCAUCGGAAUUAUUAGCUCGUGGUUAUCGUUGGGAAUGUGAACAUUAUUCGGAAGAAAAUCUACUUCAUGAUGGAACAUUUGGUGCUAUGGGAGGAUUAAUUAGUUCAAUUGAAGAUUUUAGUAAAUAUAUAUCAUAUCAUUUACAAGCUUGGCCACCACGUAAUGAUCCCGAAUAUGGACCUAUACGACGAAGUUCAUUACGUGAAAUGCAUCAUCCAUGGAAUUUCAUAGAACUUAAUACAUAUAGACAUCGUCCAUGUCCAGUAGUCUAUGCUUAUUGUUAUGGACUUAUUUGGUCUAAAAAUAACGAUGGAAUUGUAUCUAUUGAUCAUACUGGAGGUUUACCAGGUUUUGGUAGUAAUUGGAUAAUUUUACCUGAACACGGUAUUGGACUUGUCUCAUUUGCUAAUAGAACUUAUGCAGAUUUGGGUAACAUCAAUGCAGUUAUCAUGGAUCAAAUAAUUACACUUGCUGAUUUAAAAUCACGACAAAUGUCUGUUUCGAAAAUGCUUGCUGAAAGAAAACAACAAAUAAUAAAACUUAUUUUAGAGAACAAUUGGAAUAUAAAUGAUUCUGAAAAAUCAAAAAUAUUUGCGGAAAAUUUCUUUCUUGAUCAAACAUUAGAAUUACGAAAAGCAACUUCACAAGAAUUAUUCAAUCAAGCAGGAAAAAUUCUAAAUAUAGGAGAAUUUAUUCCAAAGAAUCAAUUACGUGGUCGAUUUGAAAUUGAAUGUCAACAUGGUAAAAUUCAAAUUAUGUUUAGUUUAUCACCAGAAAAUCCACCAUUGAUUCAAGAAUUAAAAUUAUCAACGAUUAAAUAA